UGCGAAAUUGAAUUUCUGUUGUUGCAUACUGAGAGCCGGCUGCUGAACUUCUUGGCACAGACAUGGGCUUGGAAGAAUUCACAUGGCACUGUGCGUCCCAGACUUCCAUUGCCAUAAAUCUAGGUGCCUGGGAGCGUCCGAAGGAGCGUGAGAGGGGAACCCUUGAUAUGGUUUUGGAUUGAGCAAGAGGGCUGAUAAUACGUCCUUGAGGACAUGUAUGUGGGUGAACGACAGUUUGGUUUGGGGUGUACAAAGGAGAGGAAUUUGUUUGGUUGAGUUUGAAAGUAGAUCCUGUUCUUAAAAGAAAUGCUACUCUCGAAGCGUCCUAGGAGAUGCAACAAAUCUACUUUCAGGAUGGGUUUUCGAGAGGGUGUAACCUUCAUGAAUUCAUUGAUGCUUUUAAGCAUGUGCAUCAUGAUGCUGGCGGCAAUGGUUGUGGCCGGACCUCAUGCCAAGUCACCAGCAGUUUACGUGGUGCGUGUGAAGGGCUCUCCCUUGUCUACUUUCAGAGGUUCUCCGGAUUUGCAAUUCACCUCCACUGCGCACCCUGUACAGGGUACCAACAGACCCGACUUCUCAAGUGAAGCAGCUCACGCCUAUGCAAACCAUUUGAGCGGUCGCCACGAUAUGGUGCUGGAGGAAUCAUUGAAAAGUGGGAGUUUCCAGAAGAUUUACAGCUACACAACGGUCCUCAACGCCUUCACUGUGAAGCUUACAGACCAUGAGCAGGCCAAAUUACUCGAAUCUCAUCCUCAUGUGGUGUCUGUGGAGCGAGAUCAACUACUACAGAAAUCAACUACACAUACACCUCAAUUUCUGAACCUCCCCAAGGGUGCUUGGCCUGUGUUGAAUGGACCCGAGAACGCAGGGGAAGGUAUGGUGAUUGGCAUGCUUGACACGGGGAUUGAUCCUGCACAUGUGAGCUUUAGAGACAAAAAGCUUUGGUCAAAGCCAUAUGGUCACUUAAACAAGUGGAAAGGAGGUUGUGAAGUUGUCGAAGAAAACUUUCCAGCCGGUUCGUGCAAUGGAAAAGUCAUCGGAGCUAAGUACUUCGCCAGGGGAAUCAUGGCUGCGGAUAUGUUUAAUGAAACCUAUGACUUCGCGUCACCCUUCGAUGGAGACGGGCACGGCACACAUACAAGCUCAAUAGCGGCUGGUAGCAGCGGAGUUCCUGUUGUGGUGAAAGGUUAUAACUACGGUACAGCCAGUGGAAUUGCUCCACGUGCUAGGAUUGCGGUAUACAAAGUAAUAUACCGAGAUGGCGGAUUUCUGUCUGAUGUGCUGGCUGGCUUGGAUCAGGCUACUCAUGAUGGUGUAGAUGUUGUGAGUAUAUCACUGGGCUCCACCAAUAGCGCCUCGGGUGUACCCUGUCUGAAUAGCUUCGAUGUGGCUCUUCUCUUUGCUGUCUCAACAGGCAUCGUUGUAGUCCAUGCAGCAGGAAAUUCAGGACCAUAUCCGUCCACCAUGAAUUCUUAUGGUCCAUGGAUUAUCUCUGUGGGAGCCAGCAUCAGUGACAGGACUUACGAGAAUCACGUCAUUACAAGGAAUAAUCAUGAUUAUAUCGGGACGGGAUCUCCGUCACCAGAGCUUGAUUACAUUCGUGUUUCGAUUUUGGAACACUACAAUGGGGUUAUGUGUGGAGUAAAACUAAAUGCUGUUGCUCAUUCCACCUCUCUCCCUGCAGCUGGAACUCGACCGCCUAUCUGGUACCACCUUAUUUAUGCCGAAGAUGCAUUAAAUAACGACACCGAAGACUUGGAUGCUGAGUUUUACUCGUACUGCCAGAAUCUAGCACCGUUCAACGCCACCCUUGUCCGAAACAAAGUUUUGAUGUGCAACUUCGUGGAGUACUCUGGAAACAGCGCAGCAGCCGAGUUUGAGAAUGCAGUCAAAGUAGCAACGAGCUUGAAUGCUGCAGGACUCAUCAUGCUCAACAAAGCUUCGUCAUUGAGUAUGAAGCUACAGCGAGUUUCUAUGGACCCAGUUCCUUAUUCCCUCCCGACUGCCUUUAUACCAGACUCCGAUGGUGCAUCCGAACUCCUGAACUUCUACAACACUAGAACGAAGCGAGAUUCCCAGGGAAACAUUGUUCGGUUUAAAGCCCGAGUGAAGAUGAAUGAUUCAAGACAAGCUUUGUUCAAGCUUGAAGCACCACGUGUUACUUCAUUUUCUUCGAGAGGACCUGUCUAUGCAAACACCAUCACAUCAGUUGUGGCAGACCUCCUGAAACCGGACUUGGUGGCACCUGGUAACGAAAUUUGGGGCGCGUGGGCUCAAAAUGGUAUAGAUGUCACGGGCUUUGUUGGGGAAAGCUUUGCGAUGAUAUCUGGGACGAGUAUGGCAACGCCACACAUAGCCGGUGUCGUCGCUCUCGUCAAACAGAAGCACCCGACAUGGAGCACAUCCGCUAUUCACUCUGCACUUCUAACGACUGCAAGCACCGUCGACAAAUGGAACAAAACAAUACUGGCGGAACAGCCAUCGGCAAGCCCAACGACCACAGCUCUGGGACCCGCUUCCCCAUUCGACGUAGGAAGCGGAGCUGUGAACGUCACCGCUUCCAUGGACCCCGGGCUCGUAUUCGAGACAGACUUCCAGGACUACGUAAAUUUUUUGUGCACGCUCCCCGGCGUGGAUGCCAACACCGUCCAAGACUCCACCGGCGCCACAUGCAACGUAGUGGCGGGAGCCCGCUCGUCCGACCUCAACGUUCCCUCCAUCACUAUCGCCAACCUCGUCGGCAAGAGAGAGGUGAAACGGACGGUGAAGAACGUCUUCGAUGGAGCCGAGAAAUACACCGUCGCCGUCACGGAGCCGACUGGGGUGGCUGUGAAUGUGCACCCCACAUCGUUCACUCUUCGCGCGUCUGAGUCCAUCGCGGUCUCCGUGAGCCUGCAAGCCACGGGGACGAACGGCGCCUUCACAUUUGGAUCGCUAGUGUGGACCGGGGACAGAGGUCAUUCCGUCAGAAUUCCUGUGUCUGUGCUGGUCGGCGAGGUAUUGUGAGUUAAUUGCUUUAGCACGGCCUGCGACUAUAGAAUUCGAGCUCGAUUUACCGAUGCACAAGCUUCACUAAUUCAUGUGCAUCCUCUCGGAGUCUCCGUGCCUCGACUUCUCGGUAUGUGCCCCUGUAUAAUACCGGGGGGGAGGUUUGCUUCAUCAUGUGCCACGAACGAUUUGACCGUGGUAUCGCAAGGAUUCUAUGACCAUGGUGUUGUUAGGACGAUAUGACCGUGAAGCGUAGCCUCACGUUUGAUUUUGCUAUUUUAAUUCUUGUUGCAAUUAUGUAAAUCCUCCGUUAAAGUGAUAAUUAUGAUAUUUUUUAAAUAAUAAAAAAAAUACUUGUACCCCUUGUAA
This is a messenger RNA of Physcomitrium patens, 3357 nucleotides long. The record is from RefSeq and is a predicted model, not a curated record. Lineage: Eukaryota; Viridiplantae; Streptophyta; Bryopsida; Funariales; Funariaceae.